Molecule: messenger RNA, 1098 nt
Organism: Cryptomeria japonica (Japanese cedar)
Lineage: Eukaryota; Viridiplantae; Streptophyta; Pinopsida; Cupressales; Cupressaceae
Exons: 3
Coding region: 221-724 (167 amino acids)
Source: RefSeq, a predicted model, not a curated record
UCAAGUAAAAGUCAUUCACUGAUAAGAAAUUUUCCUUCUGUUCAUUGACUUUAAUUUAUGCGAAUUUUUCACGUUUCAAUCUUUGCAAAAAAAUAUCUCACUGGGCGUGUAUCUCGUGAUCCAUGAUCCUACAUAUGCUGUACUUUCCAUAAAGAAGAUGCAUUGAACUUAAUUGACGGUAGCAGAUAAAAAGUUGAGGGUAUUGCAGAGUUAUUCAGAAAUGAAAAGACUCUACAGCAAAAAAUAUGGUAGGAGACAUGGCAGAUUUGUUAGACAGACCAGGGUUAUCAACAGCUUACCACCACAAAGGAAUUUAAUCCUGCUUUAUCAUAGACUACGAUCUACCAGGCAGGUCACAAGGCCAAUUUUUCCUAAUUCACAUUUGAGAGAGCCUUCUCACAAUGAAAGCUGCAAUUCAAUGAAGAAAAUAUCAAAUCACAGCUUACAAGAAAUCGAUUGGCAAAAGCUCACAAAUUUUCCCAGAGUUUGUGUUAACAGCCUUCAUUCUAAUCUGCUCAUUGAGAUUAUGACUUGGUCAGAGUGGUGUUUACUUUCAUCCAUCUUUGUAGUGCUGGAAGAGGAGAAUCUUGAAGUCUGUUCAGCCCAUACAAUUUGUGUGGCGAAGAAAGUAUUUUAUACCAUCUUGGUAAAGGUUUUGGAGACAUCUGAGGUAGAUAGUGAAGGUCUUCGUACAAAGCUCCACUUGGUUGCUGCAGAAAAAUGAGAAGGUACUCAUCUGUCGGUGGAGGCAAGAGAUAUUUAGCAUCUUUAAAGAAUGUUUUACUUUGAGAUACAUGCCUUACCUUGAAAAGACUACAUCAGUGAUUUAUUGUUAUUUUAAUUAUUCAGAACCAGCAGUAUUCCUUUCAUGUUUUAGAUCAACUCUUAUUGUCAAGUGGUAGGAAACAAUAUAUUUAGAGCUCCAUGGAGAAAAUAAUGAAUAUGGGAUAUCCUUGUAAUAUUAAAGUGAGCCAAAGGAAUCCCUCUAAAAUGUGAGGGGUUACAGGCAUAUAAAUGGUCUGUAGCUACUGUUUUUAGCUGCCUGGUUAUAGAGUGUAGCAUUUUUAUAUUGUUACUUAUAAUUUGAUGAUUAAUAUU